UCCUUCUUGCAGAUGGAGUGAGAACCUUUUUUUUUCUCUAUUCCUUUUUUUUUUUUUUUUAACAAUCUGCACUCUUUUUUGUCCGGUCCUUCUUCCGACGUCACGUCCCAUGGGCAUCCGUGCAUCCUGCAGACCGGAGCCUCAUGGCCGUGGAGGUGGUCCUCAGCCGGGCCAGGCGGACUCGCCGCUCCCAGAGCAGGAUGAGGAGAUCCUGGGCUCGGACGACGACGAGCAGGAGGAUCCCAACGACUACUGCAGAGGUGGCUAUCACCAUGUGAAGAUUGGCGAUUUGUUCAACGGAAGGUACCAUGUGAUCCGAAAGCUGGGCUGGGGGCACUUCUCCACCGUGUGGCUGGCCUGGGACAUCCAGGAGAAGCGCUUUGUGGCCAUGAAGGUUGUGAAAAGUGCUGAGCAUUACACCGAGACGGCUCUGGAUGAGAUAAAGCUGCUCAAAUCUGUAAGGCUCAUAUCUGUUGUCGCUCAGGCUUGUUGUCUGGUCAGCUGCACUCCUCACAUCUCUCCUCUGCUGUGUGUUUUCCAGGUGAGGAACACGGACCCCAGUGACCCCAGCAGAGAGAGGGUGGUGCAGUUGCUCGACGACUUCAAAAUCUCCGGCACGAACGGGACGCAUGUGUGUAUGGUGUUUGAGGUACUGGGCUACCACCUGCUGAAAUGGAUCAUUAAGUCGAAUUAUCAAGGUCUUCCCCAACCAUGUGUAAAAAGUAUCAUCCGGCAGGUCCUGCAGGGUUUAGACUACCUCCACACCAAGUGUAAGAUCAUCCACACGGACAUCAAACCAGAAAACAUCCUGCUCACCGUCAACGAGCCGUACAUAAAGAAGAUGGCCGCCGAAGCCACGCAGUGGCAGAAGACGGGCGCGGCGCCUCCCUCGGGUUCUGCAGUGAGCACAGCUCCGGCACCCAAACCAAUGGGCAAAAUGUCAAAAAACAAGAAGAAGAAGAUGAAAAAGAAGCAAAAGAAGCAGGCUGAGCUGCUGGAGAAGAGGAUCCAGGAGAUGGAGGAAGGAGCAGCGCCCGACGGCGGAGAAGAGGAGGACGAGGAGGAGACGACGGAGACAACAGAGGAGACGAGUUCCUCAGCCACCCUCCCCACGUCUGCCACUUUGCAAGAUAUUGCUAAUACUGCAAACACAGACCUGACUCCUGACGAGCAGCCCCAGUCUGCAGACCUCGGUGUGGAGCGAGAGGAAACCACCGAGGAGAACAAGAUGGAGGUCAACUGUAACGGCCGCAUCUCAACGCCAGAGAGCGAGACCAGUCCCGAGGAGCAAGUGACCAAGCAGUCCACAGAGGAACAAGAGGACCAACAGAACGCCAACCGACCGGAGCCCGCCGACACGUUACGCAACCAAGAGGAGCAGCAGACCUGCAACGGCUCGCACGAGGAGGCGGACGCCGGCUCGCAGCAGCCCGCCGACUCCCUCGGCCCAGACUGUGUCACCGUGGAGCUGCAGGACGGAGACAAAGAGGAGGGGAAGAGGGACGACGAGGACACUCGAGGGGACAUCAGGCCAGAGGACGGUGGAGAGGACAGCCAGAGUGAACCAUCAGGCAGUUUAUUGAUCAACCCACUGGAGCCGUUCAACGCCGACAAGCUGCAGGUUAAGAUUGCUGACCUCGGCAAUGCCUGCUGGGUGCAUAAACAUUUCACAGACGACAUCCAGACGCGGCAGUAUCGCUCCCUUGAGGUGAUCGUCGGAGCGGGCUACAGCACACCAGCAGACAUCUGGAGCACAGCCUGCAUGGCCUUCGAGCUUGCAACUGGAGAUUAUUUGUUUGAACCCCAUUCUGGAGAAGACUACUCCAGAGACGAAGAUCACAUAGCACUAAUCAUCGAGCUGCUGGGAAAAGUUCCUCGGAAGCUGAUCUUGGCAGGCAAAUACUCCAAGGAAUUUUUCACCAAGAAAGGCGACCUGCGGCACAUCACCAAGCUGAAGCCGUGGGGCUUGUUCGACGUCCUGGUGGAGAAGUACGAGUGGUCCAAAGAGGAGGCUCACACCUUCAGCAGCUUCCUGCUGCCCAUGCUGGACCUGGUGCCUGAGAGGAGAGCCACCGCGGCCCAGUGCCUGUCGCACCCGUGGCUCACGUCCUAGAGGCCACGCGUUGCACACUGUUGCCCCCCCCCAGCAUCAUGAAAAGGACUGAUUAGAUUCUUAAGGUUUUGGGAUUUAAAAAAAAAAAAAAAAGUAUAAAUUCAUGUCUGCAACAGCCUGCGACCGCAUCGUGCCUGCUCCCUCAUGACGUGGCUCCCACAGACCGACCCCCACACGAGAAA
Molecule: messenger RNA, 2295 nt
Organism: Salarias fasciatus (jewelled blenny)
Lineage: Eukaryota; Metazoa; Chordata; Actinopteri; Blenniiformes; Blenniidae
Gene: srpk1b
Product: SRSF protein kinase 1b
Exons: 14
Coding region: 110-2113 (667 amino acids)
Biological process (GO): spliceosomal complex assembly; regulation of mRNA processing; intracellular signal transduction
Cellular component (GO): nucleus; cytoplasm
Molecular function (GO): protein serine/threonine kinase activity; ATP binding
Source: RefSeq, a predicted model, not a curated record